AUUGCAAAUUCUUUGUUUUGGAAGCCAAAGACUUCGUCUUUGUAGUCUCUCUAUGCCAGAUACGAUUUUCGGUGUGCUAUCAGUGCUUCUGUCACUGUGUUUUUCUCUGGACGAUUUUGCCCCUGAAGCAAACCCGAAUUUUCCCACUGCAACCUUUGUUGCAGAAUAGUUGGGAUUUCUAGGGGUUUGGAGCCAUGGCGGAAGGGGGUUUUGUCUGAUGUACGGCGACUGAUGAAGCUUCCUGUAUCCAAUUCAUUUAUGAGGUAGACAAAAUGAUUAUUACAAAGCAGUAUCGUUGCAUACACUCAGCAAGUUGUCAAUGCACGAAAGGGCAUUUAAGUGAAGAUGUGAUAUUCCUUGUCUUCCAACAGUUGAAUUGGAAUCCUAAGUUGAUUGCUACACUUUCCCUUGUCUGCAAAUGGUUUGAUGAUCUUGCCAAGCGUGUGCUGUGGAAGGAAUUUUGCCGAACAAGAGCACCAAAGAUGAUGCUUGAUCUUCAAUCUAGUGGGAGUCACAGUGUAGAUGGGAACUGGAGGGCACUCGGGAAGCUGCUUAUUUACUGUACAGGAUCUAAGAAGGGUGGCCUCUUUAACAGCAUUCAUAUUCCGGGUCACUUUGUUUAUAGGACCAGGUUUUCUAGGACAUCAGGGAAGAGCUUUCUUUUACCGCAAUGCAGAACAGAUGUUUUGUAUGUCUCUGACCCCUGUGAACAUCUUGACCAAGGUGAAGAGGGAGAUGUGGGUUUUUUUCGCGGAGUUUUCAAGUCCUUCUCAAUGUCCAAGGUUCGGACGAUGUUGAUUAAGAAGGGGGCCCAACUUCAUCCAACAGAGGUGUGCCCAUACUGCAAGGCUAAAUUAUGGAGCAUGUUGCAAGCCAAAAUGAUACCGCAGAGUGCCAGCUGCAGAUUGGGAGCUUAUGAGGAUUGUGUUGAGUAUUUUGUUUGCCUCAACGGACAUAUGCUUGGGAUCUGUACCCUGCUACCUUUAUCUGAUUCAGAAGAAGCAUCUGAGGUGGAGUGAUAGUUAAAACAAAAAAGAGGUUUCCUGUUAUUGCAAGCGUAGGUUGGGAAGGUCAGAUGUAUCGUCGGCUCUUAGUCGGCUUGUGUCUCUGGAAGCGGAACUCAACCAUUCGAUCCCAUUGAAGUGUUGAAGCUCAGUCUCUGCCCGGACCUGUGGUCUACUGUGGAAGUGGUUAGGCCGUUUCUUUUUCAAUUGUCCUUUAAAUCAAAUGUAGUCACUGAACCACGUAACAGGAUAUGUACAUUUAUGCAUAUAGGUCUGGUUUGUGCAAUAAUAUUACAUAUUUGUUCGUGACUUCAAUAAUUAUCGAGUCAGCUUAGAAUUU
Molecule: messenger RNA, 1344 nt
Organism: Pyrus x bretschneideri (Chinese white pear)
Lineage: Eukaryota; Viridiplantae; Streptophyta; Magnoliopsida; Rosales; Rosaceae
Product: EID1-like F-box protein 2
Exons: 4
Coding region: 273-1019 (248 amino acids)
Molecular function (GO): protein binding
Source: RefSeq, a predicted model, not a curated record